UUUUCAUUUCUUUCGUUCUUUGUAAAAACCAAAUUUAGCCGCCAUUGAAGCUCUUUUGCGCCUCUUCUUCUGCUAGUUCAACAAGAUGAGUAAACAAGGUCCUCCAAAGCACCAGAACAAAUUCGCAUGGAAACCUAACCUAGGCCGCAAAAUCAAUGAAACGGAACCAGGUGGGAGAUUCAGGCCAUUAUCGGAAGUAACAGGGGUUUGCCCUCGUUGUAGAGAUCAAAUUGAAUGGAAGCGCAAAUAUGGAAAAUAUAAACCCCUUGUUGAACCCUCUAAAUGUCAGAAGUGUUCUAAAAGGGCUGUUCGUCAAGCUUACCAUAACCUGUGCACUGGCUGUGCUAAAGAACAAGGUGUAUGUGCUAAGUGUUGUAGUCGUGUGGGUCAUCUUGUUGGAAGGGACUCGGUAGAAGUAGAAGCUGAGCAGAAGGUGCUUGAGGAGGCAAUAAAGAAUGCUCGUGAGAGGGAUAGGAGGACGUUAUUGCGUUCUAUGAACAAGGAUAAAUCCAAAGGAGAAGACAAAGCCCCAGCUGCUGUUCAGGAGGGGAAAGUUGAGGAAUUAUUCUCUGCUGUAUCUCUGGAUGAAUAUGCGGAAUUGAGCAGAGAUGAUAUAGAUGGUGGUGAUUGUGAACAUGAUCAAGAUGUCAAGAUCUGUAACUAAGCCAAUGACAAUUGUAUGUUUAAAGAUGGAAUUUAGAGUGGUUUUACACCGUGUGUGGAGUUUUGAUAAUGUGACUGUUAUUCAUGAAACGAUGAUUUCCAUUUCCCUGUCA
Molecule: messenger RNA, 776 nt
Organism: Spinacia oleracea (spinach)
Lineage: Eukaryota; Viridiplantae; Streptophyta; Magnoliopsida; Caryophyllales; Amaranthaceae
Exons: 7
Coding region: 86-664 (192 amino acids)
Source: RefSeq, a predicted model, not a curated record